AAAUGGCUUCUUUUACAGUAGGUUGAGUGAGAGCUUCUUUUACUUGAUGGAAUAAUUAAGGGUUUAUGUAGGGGUGAUAAGAGACUUUUGAUGGGAAAUUGGGGGCAAAAAAGGGCGAAAUUGGCAAAAUUUAUGUGGUGUGAUAAGAGAGCUUUUAUGUACCCCGCUAAUUCAGCUAGGCUAAACUGCACUUUAGUAAAGUGAUCUAAAAAUCGUUGAUUUAUAUGUCAUUCGAAAGAGCUCGGCGAGCUGAGUCGAAUGCCACCAAAAUUUUUCCGCGGAAAAAAUUCUGAGCCGAGUUACAGACCCCUAAAUUUCAAAAAACCAUAGGGGGGACCAAGCUGUUUUCUGGGGGUGAAAAAUUCGAAUAUGCAAAUUAUACCUCAUUCGAAAGAGCUCGUCGAGCUGAGUCGAAUGACACCAAAAUCAACGAAAUCUGACUUGAUUUGACAAAGUUAUGAUCUUUUAUUUUAGCUCCUUACCUAUGGCAUCUGUGGAGAUUUUCGCUGCUAAGGAGGCCCCAAAUACGUCCAGAGCAAGGGAGAUAGGAAUAGGUUUAUGUUACGAGCCCAGACCCACCGCCCGUAGACUCCCCGCGAGGCGCGUGCCGCAAAACCCCGCGCGAAGCGCGGGGUUUUGCACAAGCGCCUCGCCGACGCCCCAUAGGUUUAGGUUUUAGUUCUUCUAUCGUAACUUUGUCUAAUCUUGUUCAAUUACGGUGAUUUUGGUAUCAUUCGACUCACUAUAAGGAGGAAGCCUAUCUCUUGCAGCCUCAU
Molecule: messenger RNA, 776 nt
Organism: Meloidogyne enterolobii
Lineage: Eukaryota; Metazoa; Nematoda; Chromadorea; Rhabditida; Meloidogynidae
Source: the annotation of a GenBank genome assembly